AAGGUAAUCAAAAGUAGUUGUGCCUCUCCUGGCCUCACACUUUAGUGCUUUAACUAAAGUUCCCUGAAAGCAAAUGAAAAAUGAACACCACCAUGCUCUCUAGCUACCCAAAACACUUCACUCCCAUCCCAAUAAUACCACUUUCCUCCAAAUCUCAACAUACCCAUGUAAUUCGUUUUCCCGUAAAAUGUAGCAGCAGCAAUGAUAAUGGCAACGAAUCGCAGCCCGUUACUCCUCCAAUAACGCCACCAAACACGGUGGAGAUUCGAUUCAGAAGACGUCCAUCCAAACGACAAAAGCAGAAGGAAGAAGAAAUGAUUAAUGCAGAGAAACAAGCUGUUAAACCUAAGCCUCCACCUAAGGAUUGGGAAUCAAUGAAUCUGACUGAGAAGGCAAUUGAAUUGUACGUUGGAGAAAAAGGACUUUUGUUCUGGCUUAACAAAUUUGCUUAUGCCUCUAUUUUUAUUAUAAUUGGGGGUUGGAUACUUUUUCGAUUUGUUGGUCCUGCACUUGACCUUUACCAGCUGGAUACUCCUACUCCUCUUGCUCCUGAAUCUAUGUUUAAAGGUUCAGGAGACAAACCUUGAUCCACUAGAAAGUUCAAGUUUGAGAUGAGGAGAAGAAAUUUUCCAAUUUAAUUUUUUCCCCUGUUUGCUUCAGUUCAAAUUUUUGUAGUCCUGUAUGUAACUUGAAAGUUAUUAGUACUAAUAGAUUUAAGCAAAUGAACAUGCCAAUACUGCAUAGAGUCCCUUGAUGGAAAUUAUAUACUAGCAUUUUGUAAUCGCUUUAACUAGACGAAACUGUUACUUGUAUCAGUAUUGGAACUACAGUUAUUUCUUA
This is a messenger RNA of Solanum dulcamara, 840 nucleotides long. RefSeq lists its product as uncharacterized. Lineage: Eukaryota; Viridiplantae; Streptophyta; Magnoliopsida; Solanales; Solanaceae. The transcript has a single exon. Gene Ontology annotation, cellular component: chloroplast. The coding region runs from base 81 to 587 and encodes 168 amino acids. The record is from RefSeq and is a predicted model, not a curated record.